Molecule: messenger RNA, 3748 nt
Organism: Hevea brasiliensis (rubber tree)
Lineage: Eukaryota; Viridiplantae; Streptophyta; Magnoliopsida; Malpighiales; Euphorbiaceae
Exons: 15
Coding region: 228-3377 (1049 amino acids)
Molecular function (GO): phosphatidylinositol binding
Source: RefSeq, a predicted model, not a curated record
AGUCGGAGACCAGAAAAUAAAAUAAUAAUAAUAAUAAUAAUAAACGAAAAAGAGGAAGAAAACACGCACAAAUUCCAGACGCCUUCCGACUUUCUUUUUGAGCUCUUAGAAAGGUAAUCGAAUUGACUCCAAUUACGAUACAAGGAAUCAUCAUCAUACUCCUCGUUUUUGUUAUCGAGAAAGCAGAGAUUUCAGAGGGGAUUUCUAGGGUUUAGAGAGGAGCAUAAAUGAAGGCGAUGGAGACGAUUCAGGAUCUGAUCGAGGAGGCUAAGGUUCGGACGGUUUGGUGGGCUCUCUGUAUUUUUGCUGUCACUUACUUCUUAUCUCAUACAAGUUCUUCGAUGUGGAUAAAUCUACCUAUAUCUGUUCUUUUGGUUUCUGCAUCACGAAUAUUGUCAAAUGAGGUGGAGUUCAGCUGGAAAGCUCGCCGGUCGACCUGUCCACAAUCUUAUUUGUCUCAUUUGGAGAAGAAACAACUGUCUGUGAAUGAUUCACGGCUUUGUUCUGCACCUCUUCCUCAAAGAUGGAAAAGAAAAAUUGAUUCUCCAAUUGUGGAGGCUGCAAUCAAUGAUCUCAUUGAUAAAAUUUUGAAGGAUUUUGUUGUAGAUUUGUGGUAUUCAGAAAUUACACCCGACAAGGAGGCACCUGAGUUAAUGCGUGCAGUGAUCAUGGAUGCUAUUGGUGAAAUAUCAGGAAGGAUUAAGGAAAUAAACCUUGUUGACCUGCUAACAAGGGAUAUAAUUGAUUUAAUAGGGGAUCACUUGGACCUUUUUAGACGAAAUCAAGCUGCAAUAGGUGCUGAUGUAAUGGGAAUACUUUCUACUGAUGAGAGAGAUGAAAGGUUGAAGCACCAUCUAAUGGCUUCUAAGGAGCUUCAUCCUGCACUGAUAUCACCUGAGAGUGAGUACAAGGUUAUGCAGCGCCUAAUUGGUGGAGUUUUAGCUGUAGUGCUAAGACCUCGCGAGUCUCAAUGCCCCCUGGUUCGAACUAUUGCUCGAGAGCUUGUAACUUGCUUGAUCUUGCAGCCUGUAAUGGGUCUUGCAAGCCCUGUUUAUAUCAAUGAGAUCAUUGAAUAUGUUUUGCUUGCUAUUAAAGAUGGUAACAUAAUGGAGGUAAGUGGUGAUCAGUCUGCUGGGGGUGUACAUAACAGCGAUUCGUCCUCGAGCAAAUAUUCAUCCAUAAAUAGUCAAAAGACUAAUGUUGUUGGUUAUGAAAAGAACUUCCAAGGGACUGUCAUGACUUUGGCUAAAAUUGACGAUCAUAAAGAAACAUUGUUGGAUUGUGACCCAAACCAGCAAGAGCUUUUGCAGCCACGUCACGCAGAGUGGGCACGGAUACUAGAGGCGGCAACACAGAGAAGAACUGAAGUUCUUACACCUGAAAAUCUUGAAAACAUGUGGACAAAAGGAAGAAAUUAUAAAAAGAAAGAGACCAAAAACCUUAAAGCGGCUGUUGAGCAGUCUAUGGCAAAGGCUUCUGUGACAAAUAACAAAGAGCCUCCUAAAAAUGCAGGGAAGAAAAUUUUAACAAAUAGUGACAUAAUUUCUGCAGGAUCAGAGGAGAAAGCUAUAGUGCAUCUAACACCUCGAUUAAGUCAUGAUGCUUUACCAAGUGAUGAGAAUAAAAAUGGGAAGCAGUUUACUCUGGACCAUAAUGAGGAGUAUUCUUUUGAGAGAGAGCAUGCUGGAGAUGAAUUGGAUAGCACUAGUAAUUCCUCUGUGAAUGGAAAUAAAAGCAGACUUAAGAGAUCCAAUAGCACUUCUGCUUUGAAAGCCCAGCCUGUUGAAAAAAAGCCCUUUACAGGAGAUGGCAGAGGAUCCCUUAUUUCAGAGUUCUAUGCCCCGGAUUAUGAUAGGCCUAGUGAAUAUCAUGCCGUUAAGAAGGUCUCAGAUGUAAUACUUCGCAGUGCAGGACCUCAUGUUCCUAAUCCUAAGUUGAGGUGUCGGGUUAUGGGAGCAUAUUUUGAGAAACUUGGAUCAAACUCUUUUGCAGUUUAUUCCAUUGCAGUAACAGAUGCAGAAAACAGAACUUGGUUUGUGAAAAGAAGAUACAGGAAUUUUGAGAGACUACAUCGCCAUCUUAAGGACAUUCCUAAUUACACAUUACACUUGCCUCCCAAAAGGAUAUUUUCAUCAAGCACAGAGGAUGCCUUUGUUCAUCAACGUUGCAUUCAGCUUGAUAAAUAUUUGCAAGAUCUUUUAUCUAUAGCUAACAUUGCCGAACAGCAUGAAGUGUGGGAUUUCCUAAGUGUUUCCUCCAAGAAUUACUCCUUUGGGAAAUCUUCAUCUGUGAUGAGAACUCUGGCAGUCAAUGUGGAUGAUGCUGUGGAUGAUAUUGUGCGCCAAUUUAAAGGGGUUUCAGAUGGCUUAAUGCGAAAGGUUGUUGGUUCGCCAUCCCUCCUCGAUGAACCCAAUUCUUCAAUCUGCAGCAGUACCCUAUCAUGGCAUGCAGAUGAGAGCAAUAAAACUGUUUCAAGGCAAGAUACAUCAGAAACUUUAAACAGCUUUUCUGAUAAUGAAGAAAGUUCUAUUCAAGAAAGCCAAAAGCAGGAGGGAGGAUCCGGUGAACCAGCUAAUGGUUGGCAUUCAGAUAAUGAAUUAAAUUCGAAGGGUUUUCCACCUCGAGUGAUCAAGCGUGAUGAGGAUCCCUUAGGUGCACAGAAGAAACACUGUCCAGAGUCAAAAUCUGAUAGGGUUAAUCGAGGUGGGUUUUCUGCAGCUGCAACUUCCAGUCAAAUUGAGGAUCCAGUUGGAAUGCCACCUGAGUGGACACCACCUAAUGUAAGUGUACCUCUUCUAAAUCUAGUUGAUAAGGUAUUCCAGCUCAAGAGAAGAGGCUGGCUAAGAAGACAAGUCUUUUGGAUAUCAAAGCAAAUACUACAGUUGAUAAUGGAAGAUGCUAUUGAUGAUUGGCUCUUGAGGCAGAUUUAUUGGCUUCGGAGAGAGGACAUUGUUGCUCAAGGGAUUCGGUGGUUGCAAGAUGCUCUCUGGCCGGGUGGUACAUUCUUUACAAGAGUUGGGGUUAUGCAAGGCAAUGCUGAUGAUGCCCAAAUUAAUCCGACUCCUUUCCAGGUUAGCCAAUUCAGUGGCAGCAAGGCCUCUAAACAAAGUUCCUUUGAGGAGCAGCUUGAGGCUGCUCGUAGAGCAAGUGAUAUAAAAAAGAUGCUCUUUGAUGGAGCUCCUGCAGCCUUGGUUAGCUUGAUUGGUGCCAAGCAGUACAAACGCUGUGCAAGAGACAUUUUCUAUUUCACACAGUCUACUAUAUGUGUCAAGCAAGUUGCAUAUGCAAUACUUGAGCUAUUAUUUGUAUCAGUUUUCCCUGAGCUCCGAGAUCUUGUGCUGGAUAUUCAUGGGAAGACGCGUGUGCCACCUGCCUAGAAAAAAUAUAUGGUUUACGAAACUGAAAUUAUCCCAACAGCCAAGAAUGGCCAGACGACAUGAAUGUUUUCAAUGGCUUUUCUCACCAUAUGGAUUUUCAUUUGCUAGCCUGGUAAAAAUGCUGACAAGUGACACAUAUGGCAUUUUUUGGGCUGUAUGAUGUAGCAGUCCAGUUCAUUUUAUUCUAACUGUACAAAGUUUGGCAUUUAGGGUGUGUAUAGAAAUCUUUUGUGCAUAAUUAUGCUACUUAUCAAGAAAUUUCCCCCUGUGAAUGGGGAUUUUGUAAUGAGAUAGAAUUGGAGAUAUAGAUUCGGUGAUAUCAUUUGUUCAUUCAUGAUAGGUGGUUUUGUAAUUUGAGCUAAUUUCAUUCA